This is a messenger RNA of Eurytemora carolleeae, 2610 nucleotides long. RefSeq lists its product as uncharacterized. Lineage: Eukaryota; Metazoa; Arthropoda; Copepoda; Calanoida; Temoridae. The record is from RefSeq and is a predicted model, not a curated record. Gene Ontology annotation, biological process: protein phosphorylation; mitotic DNA damage checkpoint signaling. The transcript has 12 exons. Gene Ontology annotation, cellular component: nucleus. The coding region runs from base 510 to 2537 and encodes 675 amino acids. Gene Ontology annotation, molecular function: protein serine/threonine kinase activity; ATP binding.
CUCUUUACUUCCUUUGUUAUAUUAUGCUCAAGCCCCGUCUUACAUGUAAUGUAAAUAUGUAUACAUGUUUUUAAUAUAAUUUUAAAAUGUCAAAAUGUUUAAAUUUUUACUGCUUGGGUUUUUAUUGUUUGAUAAACGGAAAUGGAAUCAUUAAGAUUAAUCUUGUAUUUUAAACAAUGUCUAAAUUCGCAAUAAAUGAGAACGUGAUGUACGAUAGUAUUUACAUUAAAUUAUGUACAUAGUACGCAGUGUACACAUACAUUUAUUAAGUAAUUAGUCUCAUCUGAAUUAAAAUUCUAGAUAUCAACAAUCAACAUGGCGUGAAUAUUCCUUUAAGUUCGGUCCCGAAUUUCAUCACGUAAAAAUCCGUAAAAUAACGCCAAAUUCAAAAAUCCGCCGCCAACCAUUUGGUCGGACCAGAAAAUCCCCGAAACUUUAUUUAUCAACACAUUGUGAAUUACGCUACAUUGACGAUAGCUUAGAAUAUAUCUGUUUAUUUCAGGCGUAUAAUGGAGAUGGGUUCUCCCCACUCACUCAAUUUGAGGACGAGGAGACGAGGAUCUAAAAGAUCUGAGGACUCCCCCUCCACUAGAGAAGCUGUACGAACCCUACCUCUAGGUCCUAGGUCCAAUAAUAUUCAUACUCCGGGUCAUAAAACCAACCUAAACCAGACUCCGGGUAGAUCCAACAUGUUUACUCCGGGUCCAAGUUCUGCACAGUUCAAUACUCCAAGAUCUACACAGAGAAGUUGUGAGACUCCGGUGAGAGGUAACCUGACUCCGUCCUGCCAGGUUCAGCAGAGUGGUUCUCGGAGUAUCCUGGUCUCUCCGUCAACCCAACCCAACCAUGAAUCUAACUCCGGGAGGAAAUCGGAACACAAGAAGAAUCCAGGUUCUCCGGCCUCUGGGAGAAUACAUAAGGUUUUCCGUUCUCUUCCCUUCGCUCACAACUUCACCCUCAGGGAAAGGAUAGGAGAGGGAACCUUCAGCACAGUUUACCUCGCAACCAGGAAGAACCAGGAUAUCAAGAUAGCUCUGAAACACCUGGUUCCAACCAGUAAACCUGCCAGGAUCGUCAUGGAAACAGGUUGUAUGAGAGCUGCUGCCGGUCACACUAAUGUAAUCCAGCUCCUGGGUAUGUGGAGAGUAGACGGAGAUAUUGUUCUAGCAAUGCCAUACGUUAAUCACUCUAGGUUUUCUGAUCUAAUCUUCCAGAUGGACGUGGAGGAGAUACAGAACUAUAUAGGGAACCUUCUAGCUGCUAUUAGACAUAUUCAUAAACUUGGAAUCAUUCAUAGGGACAUCAAACCUAGUAAUUUCCUGUACGAUCGAACGGAGAGAAAAUAUGCACUCGUGGACUUUGGGCUUGCGCAGUAUCAAGUAGAUCUUAAUCCAGGCAGCAAGGACGAAGGACGAGGUCAUAAGAGGACAAGGACGAGUGAGGUUGAGGUUGGGAUAAACAAGAGGUUGCGGGGUAUGGAGGACGAGGCUGAGAAGAGAGGUGUACUAGAGGACGGAAUGAAUAAACUCAACCGAAGUCCUAGGGUCAGGAUUCUCAGAGAAUUCAAAACUAUCCGACGGAGUCCUCGAAAACUCCAGAGUCCGGAGGAUGAAGAACUAACUUCAGGUGCUCCCUGUACCCCUGCUACUCCUGGAACACCCGGAGAAUCUCCCAGGAAAAGAUUAAAACUCCAGACUACUCCGAAGAAGAUUGCUCCGUUGUUUGAGGAUACUCCGGUUCUUCGUCAAUCCCCCCGGAAGCAUGCUCUAACCCGACCCGGAUACUCUAAGCUAACCAUCACAGGAAACUCAAUCCUUGGAAGCUGUAUAACUCCGUCCUCAUCUCUAACCCGAACUCCUAGUUUCACCCUGAUAGAUCCAACCAGUCAUACAGCUGCCAGCCAACUUAGCCAGACCACAGAUACUCUUCAAGGUAGGACACCUCUGCUCCGUGCAUCUAUUACAUCUGCUUACAGUUCUGUUCCUGCUCUACCGAAACCGGAGCAAUCCCGAUCCCAGGUUCCAUGUUCUUGUGCAGGGAAACCUAAGGUUUGCUCCGGAUGCUUAUCUCUACCUCAGAUGCAUGCUCCUAGAGCAGGAACUCCGGGUUUCCGUCCUCCCGAGGUUCUUCUUAAACAUCCAAACCAAACUACGGCCAUAGAUAUAUGGGCGGUAGGAGUGAUCAUGAUCUCCAUACUUUCUCGUUCAUAUCCGUUCUUUCGGGCACCUGAUGACAUGACAGCUCUUGCCGAACUGUCAGUUAUAUUCGGGACCCAGAGAGUGAGAGAGCUUGCGAAGAAGUUUGGUCGGAGCCUACUCACUAGUGUGGAUUCUGAACCUCUAGAUCUAGGGAUACUCUGCCGGGAUCUCAGUUUACGGGAUCGGAGAGAUGAACCUGAGAAGGUUGAGAAAUCCCAUUUUGUGACGGACGAUGGAAUAUCUGUCCUAACCUCACUACUAGCUCUAGAUCAUAACGACAGAAUAACGGCGGAAUCAGCACUGGAACAUCCUUUCUUUAAGAACGCUAAUAUCAAUUGAAGAUCAUCUCUGCAAUAUAUAAAGACGAUAUUUCUACACCAUCAUUGUAGACCAUAGACCAAUCAAGAGAAAA